UUCUUCUGUCAACCUUUGGGCUCCUCUUGUUUUCUUUUUCUAUUUCUCAAGUGUCCUUUUCUUUGUCUCCCUCACCCUCAGCCCCCUGGUUCUGCACCUCAGUCCGGAUGCUGAAGUUGUAGCCCUGUGGAACCGACGGCCUGCAGUGUGCUGCGGGUGCCCCCUGUGCCCGCCGUGCAGGCUGAGGGGGAGGACGUCUUGCUGCAGAGAUCCGCUGCCCUCCUGGCGGGUGGGACAGGGCCUGGCUUUGAAGUGGUGGCAGCGCUGCACCCCAGGGCCUGGGCUGGAUUAACCACUGUCUGGGCAUUUCUUCUCGUGGCCCAACCCACUGAAUCCGCUGGGUGGGGAGGAAGGGGUACUGGUACCCAGACCACAGCUGGGUCAGGAGCUUUGCCAAGUCCCCAGGGGGCAUCCUCUGGGCUGGCAUUGCCCGAGGAGGACACUCAGGGAUUGGUGCUCUCUCAUUCGCCCCUUCCAGGCAGCCGGCUCUGACUGUACCGGGCAGAUUGUGACCCCCAGCUAGCUAUGCUCCUGCUGUCCAGCACCGUGGGCCUGGCAGGUCUGAUCCUCUGGGCAGGCCAGACAGUGGAUGCCUUGAUGAUGCCCAAUGCCAGCGUGGUCCUGGCCCGGCGGGAGGGCACAGCUGUGCGGCCUCUGAGGGGCCUAGGGGUGCCCCGGUACCACAGGAAGCGCCACAUCACUGCGUGGGACAUCAUGGCCUUAUUGGAUUAUCACAACCACAUUCGGGCCAACGUGUACCCACCUGCUGCCAACAUGGAGUACAUGGUCUGGGACGAGUUGCUAGCCAAGACCGCUGAGGCCUGGGCCGGCCAAUGCAUCUGGGACCACGGGCCCUCACACCUGAUGAGAUUCGUGGGUCAGAACCUCUCUGUCCUUUCUGGCCGGUACACCUCCAUCUUGGAUCUUGUGAAGCUUUGGGCCAAUGAGAGGUGGGAUUACUCGUUUCCAGCCCCAGGUGAUUGCACCCCGCGCUGCCCCUGGUACUGCAGUGGUCCUGUCUGCACCCACUACACCCAGAUGGUGUGGGCCUCCUCCAACCGGCUGGGCUGUGCCAUCCACACCUGCGACAGCAUCAAUGUGUGGGGCAACACCUGGUACCAGGCGGUGUACCUGGUGUGCAACUACGCCAUGAAGGGCAACUGGAUGGGUGAGGCACCCUACAAGAUGGGGAUGCCUUGCUCCGCCUGUCCUCCCAGCUAUGGAGGCAGCUGCUACAACAACAUGUGCUUCCAUGGGCUCAACUCCAAUAAGUUCCUGGGAUCUGAACCCCCCCAGCACUCUGGGGCACCUCUAGCCGGACUUAGCCCGCUAAGAAUCCCUUCUGGAAUGUAGCAUCAAGGAAUAUUUGUUU
Molecule: messenger RNA, 1372 nt
Organism: Chinchilla lanigera (long-tailed chinchilla)
Lineage: Eukaryota; Metazoa; Chordata; Mammalia; Rodentia; Chinchillidae
Gene: R3hdml
Product: R3H domain containing-like
Exons: 5
Coding region: 526-1353 (275 amino acids)
Source: RefSeq, a predicted model, not a curated record